This is a messenger RNA of Glycine soja, 4677 nucleotides long. Its product is annotated as sister chromatid cohesion 1 protein 4-like. The record is from RefSeq and is a predicted model, not a curated record. Gene Ontology annotation, biological process: replication-born double-strand break repair via sister chromatid exchange; mitotic sister chromatid cohesion; synaptonemal complex assembly. Gene Ontology annotation, cellular component: cohesin complex; synaptonemal complex. Gene Ontology annotation, molecular function: chromatin binding; protein binding. Bases 493 to 4236 code for a protein of 1247 amino acids. The transcript is spliced from 14 exons. NCBI's taxonomy places the organism in Eukaryota, Viridiplantae, Streptophyta, Magnoliopsida, Fabales, Fabaceae.
AUAUUUAUUUAUUAACCUACCAUUAUAUUUAGAAAAUUAAACCCGAACCAAAUCUGGUUUUCUGCUGCACAGAAAAUCGCUCUCUUCUCUGUUCAAAUCUCAAUUUCAAAAAUUAGAAUUUCAAUCCCCACCUUGUUUCUUUCUUCUCACGCUGUCAGGCCCAUCUUAUUCACUCACUCACCACCUAGGGUUUUCUUUUCCACUUCGAAGCUAUGCUCGAUCUUUCUCUCACUCCGCGUUUUCCCGAUCGAACGACGCCGUUUUGGUGAGUUUUAGCUUCGUUUCGUUUCCCGACGCGGACUCAUUGCUUGCUUUCGUUUCCCACGCGAUUGUUGGAGGAGUCGUGUUGCGUUUGUUGACCGAGGAGGUGCAAUUAGGGUUUCCACAAUUCGGUUUUGGAUUUGGCUUUGUGAUGGGGAUUUAGGUUCUUAGGAGCGGUGUUGUUGUUGUUGCUGUUGUUUUUGGAGUGGGGAAUUUGCGAAGUGAAGAGGGAUGUUUUACUCUCAGUUUAUUUUGGCCAAGAAAGGGCCACUUGGGACUAUAUGGAUAGCUGCGCAUUUGGAGAGGAAGCUCCGCAAGAACCAGGUGGCGGAUACCGACAUUGGCGUCUCCGUAGAUUCCAUUCUUUUUCCUGAAAUACCAAUCGCACUCCGUUUGUCCAGCCAUCUUCUACUUGGUGUGGUGAGGAUAUAUUCUAGGAAGGUGAAUUACCUUUUUGAUGACUGCAGUGAAGCCUUGCUUAAGAUUAAGCAAGCUUUUCGUUCCACAGCAGUUGAUUUGCCACCUGAAGAGUCCACUGCACCUUACCAUUCCAUCACCUUACCUGAGACUUUUGAUCUUGAUGAUUUUGAGCUACCAGAUAAUGACAUUCUUCAAGGUAACUAUGUUGAUCACCAUGUCAGUACUAGGGAGCAGAUUACACUGCAAGAUUCUAUGGAGGGUGUGAUUUACACUACUUCACAGUUUGGCUUGGAUGAGCGCUUUGGUGAUGGUGAUGCUUCUCAAAUUGGGUUAGACCUUGAUGAGGUUUUGUUAAAUGACAAAGCUGCUACUUCGGAGCAUGAUGGCUUUGGUGCUAAUAUUCAAAUGUCUCAUCAAAAUGAUGAAAAGAAACAGGAGAUUGAUGAUUUACCCACUGCUGCUGAACUCAGUGAAUAUGCUGAAGGUCCAUCAACCCCUGGACUGGAAGAGCCAAAUUUAUUUGGAACUCAGAUGGAUCAGGGCAAUAAUGAAGUUGAUUAUCAUAAUUCAGCAGAUUUAAUAUCAUUGGAGGCCGCACCGAAAGAAUCGUCGGAUCACCAAAGGGAGAAUGAUGUAAUUAAUUGCUCCUUGCAAAAUAAUGGGAAUCAUAUUUCUUUUGAUUUGCAUCAUGAAGAUAAUGCCUGCGAUCUGGUUGAAAUGAAUAGCAAAAAAGAGGAGCAGGAGCAUUUAGCAUGUCAGGUUGUGAUGAAGGAUCAAGAAAAUUUGAUACCUAAUGAUCAUUGCUUAACUUUGUUACCCUUGGUGGACUCUUCCAAUAAAGACUACACAGAAUGUGAAGGUGGGAUGAUCAAUGCUUCUGAUGUAGCUGAGAAGGAGGACUUACAAGAUGGAGUUUUGAUGAACAAUGACCCAGUUUCUGCUGCUUUGGAUCAAACUAUUACAAAUUGUGUUGUUUCUGCUCCUUUGAUGAACAAUGAAAAUGUUGCUUCUUCUGGUUGUUCUCAUGUUACUUCUGAUCAAGAGGACCUCUCAUGUAAACCGUUGUCUAACAUGGAUGGAUCUUGGGGUCCAGGAUUUGAUGGUCGUUUGGAGGAUGGUAACACAUUAUCAAAGCAUGAAGUUCUGAAUGGCAUUGAAAUUUCCAAGAGUGAGGGGCAAUUCUGUCCAUUUGACGAUGCUCGAGUAUCCAAUGUUAUUAGUCCUCUACGAUCACCUGGUAGACCUGAAGUUGUUGAUGAGGAAGCUCAGGCCUCUCAAGAACUGAAGGAAGCAGAGACUUUAAACCAUGUAUCUCUUGAAGCUGUGCAGCCCGCUGAAUCAAUCCUUCAGCCAUGCACCUCCCAUCUUGGCCAGCCUUCUCGGUCAUUUAUUGAAGGUGAAAAAUGUCAUGUAACUGAUGUUUCAAAUCCUGCUUUAAGUUACCAAGGGACUAUAGAGCCAUCUGUAUUUAAAGAAACGCCUGAUUCGGGGAAAACAGAUAUGCAACUUGAGAGUCAGAUAUUUAGUGACAAAGUAGAAAGUAUAAACAAAUCUGCUGCUGCUGACAUGCCAGAGCCUGAAAAGUUGCUCUCAGCUUACCAGCAUGAUGGUGAAGCAAAUCAUUUGCUGAUGGCAUCUACUCCUGACAAUCAGGGUGCAACUGAAGGCCAUACAGGUGCGGCAGGAGUAAAAUGCAUCUCUGGUAAAAAACGUAGCUACACAGAAAGUACUCUUACAGUGCAGAGUAUGGAUUUAAUUGAAUCUUACGGGGGAGCUCAAUCCAAGAGAACUGCUGAGUCUGUUCCUGAUGAUGAUGAUCUAUUGUCAUCCAUAUUAGUUGGUAGAAAAUCUUCAGUCUUGAAAAUGAAACCCAGUCCUGCAGCCCCUGAAAUAGCAUCAAUGAAGUGUGUUCGUUCUGCUUCUGCACCACGUACUAGUGCCUUAAAGAGGAAGGUGCAUAUGGAUGAUAUGAUGGUCUUGCAUGGCGAUACAAUACGCCAACAGUUGACAAAUACGGAAGACAUUCGUCGCAUACGCAAAAAAGCUCCUUGCACUCGUCAUGAGAUUUUAAUGAUUCAAAGACAAUUUUUGGAGGAUGAAAUUUUCCAUGAACCAAUAUUUACGGAUUUGUCUACUGAUUUGACUAUUCUGCGAAAUGAGACAUUUGAUCUGACUGGAAUCAAGGUUUUUGAUUAUGGUUUAGAUAGUUCUUCCGUAGAAAAAACAAAUGAUCAAGAGUCCUAUUCUAGAACAGAUACUGAAAUUGAUGGAGUGGAGGGUAAUAAUGAACCUAUGGCAGUCCAACUCCAAGAAAAUGCAGAAGUACAACCUACAGAAGUAGUGGAGGGUAAUAAUGAACCUAUGGCAGUCCAACCCCAAGAAGAUGCAGAAGUGCAACCUACUGAGGUACCUGUUUUGUCUGAGAGUCAUCAGUCUGAGGUUAACUUGGGAUCUCGUGAUAUUGAUGCUCAUGGGCACAUGGAUAUUAUUUCUCAUGUGGAGGAGCUUGACAGUUCUCAAAAUGUUGAAUUGAACAAUGUCAGAGCAAAUAUUGAAGUUUCUGAAGCAGGGAAUUGCUCUGUUGGCCCUGGGCAUGAAUCUUCAUCCUUAACUGAAGUCUUCAAAAAUGAUUUUGCCGCAUCACUGUCUCGCGUGGAUAAAACCAAUGAUCUUGUUGAUUCUAUCCACACAAAUAUAUUGAGCAUUCCAAAUGCUGAGAAUUUGAAUACAAUCCCUAUUCUAGAGGAUGACUUUGUGGAGGAUCAAAGUGAUAAAAAUGGAGUAGGUGCUAUUGAAUGUAGCAUGGAAACUGGAACACAAGUUCAAACAGAUGGCUUGGAAGCCAAUGAUUUAUAUGCAUCCUUGGCUAUUGGUUCUAAAGAAACUGAUGAAUUUACUGAUAUUCAAGCUUCCUUUAAUGGUGACCUACCAUUAGAGGAAAAUAGAAACAACUUGCUAGGGCAGUUAAAUGAGGAUCAAAUUGUUGCUUCUGGCAUGGAGUGUGAUGGCAAGGAUGCAAGGUCUGACUGCAUAUUUAUUGAAAAUGCUAAAGUAGAUUGUUUACAAUCUGAAGCACUUGGUUUAGAUGAAAAAGAGAGUUCAUUGAAAGAUGCAGAAAUCCCAGUCUGUCAGGAAGCUGGACUACAAAUUACAUUGUGCCCUGAAAUUAGGAGUCCUUUUGUGGAUCAGAAUGAUGAAAAUGACAUGAUUGCUAAUGACACAGUGUUUUUGAAUGUUGGUGAUGAUGAGAUAAUUGAUGAUGAUGAUUAUCAAUCAUGUGCUGAAGGAACUAACCUUGAAAAUAGUGGAUGGUCUUCCAGGACCAGGGCUGUUGCCAAGUAUCUGCAGACUGUGUUUGAUAAGGAAGAUCUACAUGGAAGGAAGGAGCUGCAUCUUGACAAUUUAUUAGUUGGUAAAACACGGAAGGAAGCAUCUCGGAUGUUUUUUGAAACUCUGGUUCUCAAGACCAGGGAUUAUGUCCAUGUAGAACAGACAAAACCCUUUGCAAAUGUCAGCAUAAAACCUCGAAUGAAGCUUAUGCAGUCAGAUUUCUGAAACCUCAUGUAGGAAUGACAGAUAUAGUUGUAAAGAUCCAUUCGGUGGUAGUUUGGCUGGUAUCUGCAGGGUUGGGAUAAUAUUUUCAACAUUUCUCCCCGAUUCUAGCCAUAUAUGGCUUUUCAUUUAUAAUUUUUUGGAGAUAGGGUUUAGCUGUUCAGUUUUAGUUUUUGAAGUGGCACUUGUAUAAUAAUCAUCCUAUUGAUUAUUCUGGGUCUUAAUGUAUAUAUUUUUGUAAAAUGUCACAAUCUGUAAGUUGCAGAGGCUAAUUUGUAUGUCGUUUAAACGCAUCCCUCCUAGUAAGAAUGACAUUCUGCUUUCUCUAGGCAUCAUAUUUAUGUAACAGAAAGCACCUUGUAAUUUAACUGUCAGUGGACAAGGUACAUCAUUUCUGUACUUUUAUUUGUAUAGUAUCUAACUGCAUUUAUCCUUUCAAGAGUA